CAGGCCAGCGCGCCUCUCUUCCGCACCCUCAUCUCCUCGCUCGCCUGGCAUGCUGCUGCCGCUGCUCCUCCUCGGCGCACUGCCGCUCGGCGCCCUCGGCGCCCUCUUUCCCGCCGGCUCGCCCGUCGUGCAGCUCGACGGCGCCAACUUCAAGCGCGAGGUGCUGGCCAUCGACAAGCCCACGCUCGUCGCCUUCACCGCGCCGUGGUGCGGCCACUGCCAGCGCCUCGUGCCCGAGUACGUCAAGGCCGCCAGCUCGCUCGCCGGCAUCGUCAAGCUCGCCAACAUCGACUGCGACGCCGAGGGCAACAAGCAGACGUGCGCAAAGUACGCCAUCCAGGGCUUCCCCACGCUCAAGCUCUUCCCCGCCACCAAGAAGCGCCUGCCCAAGGACUACACGGGCGAGCGCAGCGCAAAGGCCAUCGCCACGUACGCCGCCGCGCAGCUGCCGCAGGCCGCCAAGAAGCUCGCCGCCGACUCGCUGCUGACCUUCGUCACCGAUGAGCCGAGCAAGCCCAAGGUGAUCCUCUUCACCACCAAGUCUGUUUCCUCGCCGCUGCUGCGCUCCCUGGCGCUCGACUUCCGCACGCGCGUGCCCUUCGGCUUCGCCCGCGGCGACGAGGCGCUGGUGCGCUCGCACGCGCGCAUGGAUCUCGGCCUCGACAUCCCGACGGCCAACGACCUGCCCAUGCUGCUCAUGUUCCCCGGGCGCGCCGACGAUGACGCCGUGUCCAAGGGUCAGUUCGAGACGUACGUCGGCAAGCUCAAGUACGUGCCCAUGAAGGCCUGGCUCGACGAGACGGCCGCCAAGCUCGGCGCUGCGCCGCCCGCGCAGUCGGGCUCGGCAGGCAAGAAGCGCUCGCCGGCCAAGGAGAAGAAGGAGAAGGAAGAGAAGGCGGCUCGCACAGAGGCGGCUCGCGCAGCGGCAGAGCAGCGCGAGGCAAAGAAGAAGCACAAGGCUGCGGCGGCUCGCCAGCGCAAGGCGCAGGAGGCAGCCAAGCACGCCUCGGAGAAUAUCCCCGACGGCGCAGCGGUCGAGUGGAAGGCGAAGAAGGGCGACAAGCUGCCGCCUAUCCACCGGCGCGACCAGGAGGGCAACGUGAUUGAGGACCUGGACAAGGAAGAUGUCGAGCGCCUAGUGCGCGAGUCGGGCGGACAGAUGCUCACGAAGGACAAGGCCGAGGGCCUGCUGAAGGAGCUGGAGGCGCAGCAGGAGCGGGAGGAGCGCGCCAAGAAGCGCUUUGAGUCCGGCGAGGACGCGCAUUCGGCAGGCGAAGGUGCAGCCGAGGCCAUCAAGUCUGCCUUUGGCACGGCCUUCAACUUCGCCUCUGAGGGCGCCGAAGCGCUGGCCGACGGUGCGCGUGCCGGGCUGGGCUCGAUCGCCGAGGCGCUCGGCUCGGCGGGCAAGCUCGACUCUGAGACGGGACCGUUCGCAGCCAAGCGCCGGGCGCUGAUGAAGUCCUUUGAGCGCUGGAUGGCCGGCGAGAACCCCGACUGGGCCGAGGAGUACGGCGAGGACUUCCGCAAGGCGCAGCUCGAGGCGCAAGAGCUGAUCCGCACCGACCCUGUGCGCGCGGAGCAGGAGGCAUGGAGGAAUGAGGCAUGGCUGCUCGAGGAGCUCAAGACGGACCGCGAAAGGAUGCGCGACGUCAUGACCAAGGCGCAGCGCGACCAGGUCGAGGGCAUGAUUGACCUCAUCGAGGGUCGCCUCGCUAAGCGGAGGGUCGUCGGUGGCGCAGCGGAGGACGCGCCACGGAAAGCGCACGACGAGCUCUGAGCGAGCACACACAGGGG
Messenger RNA from Tilletiopsis washingtonensis, 1794 nucleotides. Its product is annotated as thioredoxin-domain-containing protein. The coding region runs from base 50 to 1777 and encodes 575 amino acids. The transcript is spliced from 3 exons. The record is from RefSeq and is a predicted model, not a curated record. Gene Ontology annotation, cellular component: endoplasmic reticulum lumen. Gene Ontology annotation, molecular function: protein disulfide isomerase activity; protein-disulfide reductase activity. Gene Ontology annotation, biological process: response to endoplasmic reticulum stress. Lineage: Eukaryota; Fungi; Basidiomycota; Exobasidiomycetes; Entylomatales.